AUGUAUAUUAAAUAUUCAAGUUCCAUCGUCCUGGACGAAACUACGUAUCCUUUCGUCGCUUUUUUAAUUGCAGAUAAGGAUAACGAAUUUAUAUGCGGGGGAGCGAUUGCCAGCGCAUUUUUUGUUCUGACGACUGCAGAAUGUUUAAUAGAAAAGUGGUCUAAUUCCGUGGAACUUUUGAGCAUUUAUCGAUAUUAUGUAGGGGCUGGCGACAAUACUGUGGCAAAAGAUAAUCCAGGAAACACUCAAGAGCGCCGAAUCGAACUAUUCAUUAUUCAUCCUGAUUUUACACGAAAGUCCGAAAUGCACAACAUAGGUUUGAUAAAACUGCGAAGGCCCUUCGAUUUGGGCACGAGAAUGGCGAGUGCGGCCAUGCUGCCUUCGUAUCUCUGUGAAGGACCAGAUCCUAUAUGGGAGAUGUACCCUACAUGUAUUCUGGUCGACUGGGGGUCAGAAGGGAUCUCAGAUUCGAGACCUCUACGGCAUAGAAUUGUACCGCUGUUGAAUUUGUCGGUUUGCGAAGCCAUGCACAAAAAUCUGGACUUGGCUUUGGAUGAGAAUUUUCACAUCUGUACCAGGGAUCCCAUGCUGGUGGAAGCUUCCUGCAGCACGGAUGGAGGGAGCUUACUACUUUGUGGACCCAGAGACAGGUUCAGACUUCAUGGUUUGAUGCAUAGAAGAGGUUCAGGAUGCGGUCCGUAUCCUGAUCCUGAGAUUUAUACGAAAAUCUUGCCCUAUCGUCCUUGGCUGGAUGAGACGGUGGAGAAGGUCUACAAAGGUUCCGUCCAGAAAUUCCAUCAGACGAGAUCAGCUCUCAAUCGAGGAAGUCGGCUUUGCGAAAUGGUUGAAUAA
Ctenocephalides felis (cat flea) is the source of this 852-nucleotide messenger RNA. RefSeq names its product neurotrypsin-like. The coding region runs from base 1 to 852 and encodes 283 amino acids. The transcript is spliced from 7 exons. Gene Ontology annotation, biological process: proteolysis. The record is from RefSeq and is a predicted model, not a curated record. Gene Ontology annotation, molecular function: serine-type endopeptidase activity. NCBI's taxonomy places the organism in Eukaryota, Metazoa, Arthropoda, Insecta, Siphonaptera, Pulicidae.